UUUUGCAAUCUUUCGUCGCUCAAAACAAUGUGCUCAAUUGUGCUGGCCGCCCGCCCUUUGCUCGCAACCUCAAUCCGAUUAUUCAGCUCCGCCAUUGUGAAAAGCAUGGAGAAACAUGAAGUGGUUCCCGAUGUAAUUCCCGUGGCCCCGGCCGCUGUGGCCAAAGUCUCCUACCCCAGCGGAGCCGUCGUCGAAGAGGGUAACGUGUUAACACCGACGCAGGUUAAGGAGGUAGAGUGGAAUGCGGAGGCCGGCUCCCUCUACACACUCUGCAUGACCGACCCGGAUGCCCCGAGCCGCAAGGAGCCAAAGUUCCGCGAGUGGCACCAUUGGCUGGUCGGCAACAUUCCGGGCAACGACGUUGCCAAGGGCGAAACCCUUUCGGCGUACGUCGGAUCGGGGCCGCCGCCCGACACCGGUCUUCAUCGAUACGUGUUUUUGGUGUACAAACAGAGCGGCAAGCUAACCUUCGACGAACUCCGGCUCCCCAACACGAGCGGCGACAAUCGCGGCGGAUUCGCCAUUCGGAAGUUUGCUGAAAAGUACAAGCUGGGCAAUCCGGUGGCCGGAAACUUGUACCAAGCCGAAUGGGAUGAUUACGUGCCUUUGCUCUACAAGCAGCUUGGUGGAUAAAGAGAAAAUUGCAUUUAAUGAUUUAAUGGAACAGUUUCGGCCUUCGCAAAGCGUUACGCGUGAAAUUGCUAGAAGUUGCUAGAAGCAUAAAUCAAAAUGUAAAAAAAACAAAAAGAGUAAAAAUAAACUCCACUGAUAA
Molecule: messenger RNA, 772 nt
Organism: Anopheles cruzii
Lineage: Eukaryota; Metazoa; Arthropoda; Insecta; Diptera; Culicidae
Product: protein D2-like
Source: RefSeq, a predicted model, not a curated record